Betta splendens (Siamese fighting fish) is the source of this 1594-nucleotide messenger RNA. RefSeq names its product glycerol-3-phosphate acyltransferase 3 (gene gpat3). The transcript has 13 exons. Gene Ontology annotation, molecular function: glycerol-3-phosphate O-acyltransferase activity. Gene Ontology annotation, cellular component: endoplasmic reticulum. NCBI's taxonomy places the organism in Eukaryota, Metazoa, Chordata, Actinopteri, Anabantiformes, Osphronemidae. The coding region runs from base 174 to 1508 and encodes 444 amino acids. The record is from RefSeq and is a predicted model, not a curated record. Gene Ontology annotation, biological process: triglyceride biosynthetic process.
GGAAGCCUCAGCAGGGGCGUGGUUAAAACAAACCAGUGACCUGUCUUUACCGGACACACACUCAUAAAUAACAUACACACACACAAAUAACACACACAGGCGCCUUAAACAACUGUGACUGACUCGUUCAAGCGCAGAUGAUGGUGUGACCUCGGAGCAGGCCUGUGUCAGCCAUGGAGGACCUGAGGUGUGUGGCCAUGGCUGGGUUGCAGCUGUGGCUGUUUGUGGUGGUGUUCCUCAUCACGCUGCCUGCUAUGUUUGGUCUCUCGCUGGGAGUCACUGGGUUCUACAUCCGCAUACUGGUCUGGCUCCUGGAGUGGGCCACGCUGCGGAUCCAGAGAGGACGACGGGAGCAGCCCAGUGAGCCUUGCCCUUUGCUCAGCGGCCUCAUCCAGCGAACAGGCAGCUCCAUGAAGGACGACCUGCUGCAGCUGCGUAGCUCUGACUCGCUGGACGGCUUCGCCCUGAGCGACGCUGUCUUCUUCUGCUCCAGAGGCCUGGAGAGCAUCGUGGAUGACCAGGUGACCCAACGCUUCUCCUCCCAGGAACUGGACUCCUGGAACCUUCUCACUCGCACCAACCAGAACUUCCGCUACAUCAGUCUGCGUCUUACCAUCAUCUGGGUCAUCGGCGUCUUCAUGCGUUACUGCAUCCUUCUUCCGCUCAGGAUUACUCUGGCCGUGAUGGGCCUCUCGUGGCUCGUGAUCGGAACCACCCUGGUCGGGUUCCUGUCGGAGAGCAGUCUGAAGAGUUGGCUGAGUGAACUGGUCCAUCUGACCUGCUACCGGAUCUGUGCCAGAGGACUGUCAGCCACCAUCCGCUACCACAACAGAGAGAACCGUCCGAGGACAGGCGGCAUCUGUGUGGCCAACCACACGACCCCAAUCGACGUGGUGAUCCUUGCCAACGACCGCUGCUAUGCUAUGGUGGGUCAAAUCCACGGAGGCCUGAUGGGCAUCAUGCAGAGGUCCAUGCUGAGGUCCUGUCCUCAUGUUUGGUUUGAGAGGUCUGAGAUGAAAGACCGUCACGCAGUGACAAGAAGGCUGAGGGCUCACGUUGCAGCUCAGACCAAACUUCCCAUCCUCAUUUUUCCUGAAGGAACCUGCGUCAACAAUACUUCGGUCAUGAUGUUCAAGAAAGGAAGCUUCGAGAUUGGAGGGACCAUAUAUCCAGUUGCAAUCAAGUACGACCCACGUUUUGGAGACGCUUUCUGGAACAGCAGCAAGUACACCAUGGUGAGUUACCUGCUGAGGACCAUGACCAGCUGGGCCGUGGUGGUGGACGUGUGGUACCUGCCUCCGAUGAGCAUACGGGUCGAGGAGGAUGCAGCUCACUUUGCCAGCAGGGUGAAGUCUGCCAUCGCCCGGCGUGGAGGUCUGCUGGACUUGUCCUGGGACGGAGCUCUGAAAAGAGGCAAAGUCAAGGAUUCUCUGAAGGAGGAGCAGCAGAGGAUGUACAGCAGCAUCAUCUCCAUGGGAACAGGCUGGAAUGGCUCUAUUCUUGUUUGACCAGCAGGAGGCAGCGUGAGACCAGGAAACCUUUUAAAGCAGAUCGACUUUGUCUUUAUUGAUUUAAUAAACACGUUUGUAGUUUU